Molecule: messenger RNA, 2983 nt
Organism: Westerdykella ornata
Lineage: Eukaryota; Fungi; Ascomycota; Dothideomycetes; Pleosporales; Sporormiaceae
Product: beta-glucosidase
Exons: 5
Coding region: 99-2729 (876 amino acids)
Biological process (GO): glucan catabolic process
Molecular function (GO): beta-glucosidase activity
Source: RefSeq, a predicted model, not a curated record
UUCCUCGGUCGACCAUCGUUCCUCUUCCUGCGUUUCUGCAUCGGCCGUUUGUUUUCCAUUCCUGCCGUCUGCCCUGUGGCUUGCCCGACGUCAACGUCAUGCGGGUGUGGCUCGCACAAGCAUUUUUGGUGCCUGGGCUUAGCCUUGCCCGAGCCCAGUCAGCCUCCUACCUAAACAACACUCCCAUUGCCCCCAGCCCGGCCACACUAGACAAUGCCUUCAGUCCUCCUUUCUAUCCCAGCCCGUGGAUAGAUGGUCCUUCGGGAAGGUGGGCCGAGGCCUACGAGAAGGCGACCCAGUUUGUGUCGCAGUUGACUCUGCUUGAGAAGGUCAACCUCACCACCGGCACGGGCUGGAUGUCGGAUGCAUGCGUCGGGAACGUUGGCUCCAUCCCUCGUUUGGGCUUUCCUGGCCUCUGCAUGCAGGACAGUCCACUCGGCAUUCGUUUCGCCGACCACGUCUCCGCUUUCCCGGCUGGCGGAUUCAUUGCUGCAUCAUGGGACCGCGCCGAGUUCUAUCGUCGGGGCUACCAGAUGGGUCUCGAGAUGCGUGGCAAGGGCGUUGAUGUGCAGCUCGGCCCCGUCGUCGGUCCUCUUGGUCGCAAUCCCAAGGGCGGUCGGAACUGGGAAGGCUUCAGCCCCGACCCCGUCCUCUCCGGUAUUGCAGUCGCCGAGACCGUCAAGGGCAUCCAGGAUGCCGGCGUCAUUGCGUGCACCAAGCAUUACAUCAUGAACGAGCAGGAGCACUUCCGCUCGCCAGGCAACUUCGAGGACAAGGGCUUCGUCGAUGCCGUCAGCUCCAACCUCGCCGACAAGACGCUCCACGAACUCUACCUCUGGCCCUUUGCCGAUGCCGUACGUGCCGGCACAGGCAGCAUCAUGUGCUCAUACAACAAGAUCAACAACUCUCAGGCUUGCCAGAACUCGUACCUUCAGAACUACAUCUUGAAGGGCGAAUUGGGCUUCCAGGGCUUCAUCAUGUCUGAUUGGGACGCUCAGCACUCUGGCGUGGCCUCCACACUGGCAGGACUGGACAUGACAAUGCCUGGUGAUACCGACUUCAACAGCGGCCUGUCCUUCUGGGGAGCCAACCUCACCAUCUCCGUCCUUAAUGGCACCGUUCCGCAGUGGCGCCUUGACGAUGCAGCCGUGCGUAUCAUGACCGCUUACUAUCUUGUGGGCCGAGACAUGGCGGCAGUCCCCAUCAAUUUCAACAGCUGGUCAUUGGAUACCUACGGCUACGGCCAUGCUCACGCAAAAGUGGGGUACGGCCUGAUCAAUGAACACGUCGACGUGCGAGAGGCUCAUGGUCAAUCUAUCCGUCAGGCAGCAGCCCGCUCCACUGUGCUCCUGAAGAACAGUGGCGUACUGCCGCUCACGGGCCGGGAAAAGUUUACAGCCGUCUUUGGUGAUGACAGUACGGAGAACCCUUACGGACCGAACGGAUGCGCGGACCAUGGCUGCAACAACGGCACCCUCGGUAUGGGCUGGGGCUCGGGCACUGCCUUCUUCCCCUACCUUGUCACGCCUCUCGAGGCCAUCAAGAGUCAAGUCUUGAGCAACGGCGGUGUCGUCCAGUCCGUCGUCGAUAACUGGGCUUACAGCCAGAUUACCGCCCUCGCGAGGCAGUCGACAGUGUCCAUUGUCUUUGUGAACGCCGACUCUGGUGAGGGCUACAUCACGGUGGACGGCAACGCUGGUGAUCGUAACAACCUCACCUUGUGGCAGGAUGGAGACCGGCUGAUCCGGACCGUUACUGCCGAGUCGAACAACACCAUUGUUGUCAUCCAUUCGGUUGGCCCGGUCAUCAUCGAAGAGUACAAAAACAACCCCAAUGUCACAGCUAUUGUUUGGGCCGGCCUCCCUGGCGAACAGUCGGGCAAUUCCAUCGCAGACGUUUUGUACGGCCGUGUUAAUCCCGCCGGUAAGACGCCAUUCACCUGGGGUAAGCAGGAGUCGGACUAUGGGCCAGACCUCAUCUAUAAGCCCACCAACGGCAGCCAAUCUCCUCAGGAUAACUUUGAGGAGGGUGUCUUCAUCGACUAUCGCGCCUUUGACAGGAAGAACAUCACCCCAACCUACGAGUUUGGCUUUGGCCUUAGCUAUACGACCUUCAACUACUCCGAUAUCAAGGUCACCAAGGUGUCGGGCGGCCCCUAUGCGCCGACAGUGGGCAAGACACAGCCUGCUCCGGUCUUUGGCAACGUUAGCAACAACGCGGCGGAGUAUCAGUGGCCCGCCAACCUGACCCACGUCCGCAACUACAUCUAUCCAUACCUCAACAGCACCGAUCUCGCGGAGGCGUCCAUGGAUCCUCAGUACGGCGUCGAAGUGGAGCUCCCAGCGGGCUCCCAGGACGGCUCGCCUCAAGCUCGCAUCCCCGCCGGUGGCGCCCCCGGAGGCAAUCCUCAGCUAUGGGACAUUCUCUUCACCGUCUCCGCCACCGUCACCAACACGGGCAAGGUUGCAGGCGAAGAGAUCGCCCAGCUGUACGUCAGCCUCGGCGGUCCUGACGACCCCAAGGUCGUGCUCCGCAACUUUGAGCGCCUCUCGAUCCAGCCAGGCCAGAGUGCGACGUUUGUGGCAGAUGUCACCCGUAGGGACUUGUCGAACUGGGACACUGCCACGCAGAACUGGGUCAUUACGAAGUAUCCCAAGACGGCGUAUGUCGGUAGCAGUUCGCGCAGCCUACCGCUGAGCGCGCCGCUCGAUGUGUCCGACUACCUCUAGAUGGUCGACGGGGAGACCAACUAAUAAUUAAUGAUGGUAUGGUAUGGUGGAGAUUUGAGGGAUCGGAGCAGUUAUGAUGGGAAAUGGACUUCUUCUAAUGACGAGAUGGGAUGACGGAGAGGUGAUAAUAUUCCCUUGUAAAUAUAGAUAUACGCGACCAACGAUGACGGCACAACUCAAUGUGCCCCUAGUAGGUGGUUGAGGCUAGUAGCGAAAGACAUCAAAAUCAACUGCGAUUCAAUCACUAGUUGUAC